Messenger RNA from Tetranychus urticae (two-spotted spider mite), 2374 nucleotides. RefSeq lists its product as uncharacterized. NCBI's taxonomy places the organism in Eukaryota, Metazoa, Arthropoda, Arachnida, Trombidiformes, Tetranychidae. The record is from RefSeq and is a predicted model, not a curated record. Gene Ontology annotation, molecular function: histone binding.
UAUUAUUCUCGGUAUAGACUGCUUCAUGUUAAAUCAGUUUUUAGCUUGACUUUUUGAUCUGUGUUUAAUUAAAAUAAUAGUGAACACUUUUCGUUGAUUAAUUAAUGGUAGCUAUUGGAUUAUUUAUUCUCUAAUUGAUUCUCUUGUAUUCAACAUUUAUUAUUUAUAAACUUUUAAGUUCAAAUUCUAAUAAUGGAAACUACAGAGCCUUUGGAACCAUCAAGUAGUAGUGGUCAAGAUGUUCAAAAUCCUGAAACAAAUGGAAGUGAACCAUCAACAGCCAAUGGCGCCAAUACAAUUGAGGCUAGAGCAGUUACUUUCGAUCAGUUUGUGGAAACUUGUAAAACUGAGCUUUCAGAUGAGGCUAAUUCACCUGAGCAGAUUGCUAAUCAAUUGAACGGGUUGAAAGAAAAACAUAUCACAUCGCCCAUUUGGAAAAAUAAAGUAUUAGCCCAAAUGCUAUCUCAUUUUGAUUGGACAAUACGUCUCGAAACAGAUUUCUCUGCAAAGCAUUUAUUACUACACGAUUUUAAAGAAGAGUUUAAAAGAGCAGAUAAAUAUUUGUCUACCCUCAAAAGUAAGGAUAAGAAAGAGCAGGUUAAGCUAAUGAAAAAAAUUAAAGAAUUACAAACACGGAUCAAAAAAGAUUUAAGGAAAAUCGAUCGUUUGGACCAGGUAGAGCUGUCGAUAGAAGAUUUGGAUAAAGAAGAUUCGGCUCAUGCUAAAAAAGAAAAGUACGAGAAAAGAGUUGCUCGUUUCGCGACUAAACUACUUACUCUUCAAGGCAUGAAUAAAACUUCAUUCAGGAUUCUUGACAAGGUGUAUAGAUAUUCAGGUACCGAAUAUCCUGCUCUUAAUGAGGCAAUAUCGAGUAAAUAUCGAGCUAUCAUGCAAAAGAAGUAUAAAGGACGAGUACCCACCCGCCCAAUGAAUUCAACUCCCAAUAUCAAAGAUAUAAUUGAUAUCAUUAAAAAUGUUAGCACGGAAAAUAACUUCACCAUUCCCAAUAUUGAAGAACUAGCUUUAAAAAUUGCAGACGAUUUAAUCCGAGAAGUUCAAAGACGGCGUGAGAUAGAGUUUCAAGAGAUGAUGAAUGAUUAUGAACACGAUUCACAUCUUCGUCCGGAAACCUUUGCAGAUCUAGCAAAUGAAGAACUAAAUAAACAGUUGGACUCGAAUGAUGAAACAAGUCGAGCAAAAAUUCGUGACAUUAUGGAUACGUUGAAAGCUAAAAAAGAAUUUGUAGAAGAUGCGGACAUUGGUGGAGAUGAGCCACAAAGUGAAGAAGAGGAAGAAGAAGAUCCCAUGGACGCAUUGGAAGAAGAUGAAGAAAUUAGUGAGGAUGAAGAGGCAGAUGAUGCUGUUGAUAAUGCCGAGGAAGAAGACGAUGAUGAUGACCCAGUCAUUUUAGAGGAGCCAGCCAAGACUCAAAAUGGAGAUUCUCAAGUUCCUGAAUCAACGGAAUCGGUUGAAACAAAGAAACGCCCCAUUGGUAGUGACUCUACUUCAGAUGAGCAGCCAAAAAAGGCUAAAAUUGAAGAAUCUCAAGCAAAAGAGGAACCAAAUAAUUCUAAUAUCGAAAAUAAAAGUGAAGAAACAGAAACAAAAACAGAAACAGAAACAGAAACAGAGAUUUUACCAUCCAUUGAAACCAAAGAAGAAAAAAUAAUUGAUGAAGCACCAAAAGUCGAACCAAUCGAAGACAUUACUAAAGAGGAAAUCACUGAAAAAGAAUGCAUAGAUGCCCAAUCUGAAAAUUCUAAUUCAUCUAAUGUUGUCAGUUCCAAUCAAGAAAAGAUUGAAAUCUUCAGCAAUCAUCCCAAAACAAGAUCAGAAUCUGAAGAUAGCAUUAAAAUUGUCGAUUUAGAAGCAGAAACAGACAGAGACAGAAGCAACGACGAACAAUCAACUUUUAAUGAUGAUAUGAUCGACGAUGAUGAUGUUAUUUGCUUGGAUUAAACCAUUCAUCUAUAUUUUCCAACUUUCCGUUCUCACCAUUUUCCUCUUGUUUACGGUUUCUCUGUGUUUGAUAGUCAUCGCUAUGCUACUAUCAGCUGUAUAGCAACUAACACUUCUCUUCAUCUCUUCACAUCACAUGAUUCAAAGAAACAAUUUUAAGUGAUGAUUUAAAGAUAAUCGUUUAUCAGAUUUUUUUUAUCCUCGAUUCUUUUCUUUUUAAUUCUUCCUUCAAACAAGUUAAUUUAUGAAGCGAAAUUUCUAAACAUUUGAUAUCAAAUCGUACUUUCACCAAACCAACUAUGUUUUCAGGUUUAACCUCAAAGUUAUUUGUUAAUUGUGAAACGUUUUUUAUCCGUCGUCUAAAUAUAUCAACUACGUUUAAUGUUAAUUCAAAAAUAAAUGAAAAUAAUGAAAA